Molecule: messenger RNA, 4327 nt
Organism: Cottoperca gobio
Lineage: Eukaryota; Metazoa; Chordata; Actinopteri; Perciformes; Bovichtidae
Gene: slc17a6b
Product: solute carrier family 17 member 6b
Exons: 12
Coding region: 474-2219 (581 amino acids)
Biological process (GO): synaptic transmission, glutamatergic; neurotransmitter loading into synaptic vesicle; transmembrane transport
Cellular component (GO): synaptic vesicle membrane; excitatory synapse
Molecular function (GO): L-glutamate transmembrane transporter activity; neurotransmitter transmembrane transporter activity
Source: RefSeq, a predicted model, not a curated record
CCACAGGAGACACGAUACAGCCUCACUCCCUCUUUGAUUUAUUGAGGCUACUCCAAACACCCACUUCAGCAUUCUUUGAGCUUUUUAUUUUACCAAUCAUUCAUUCUCUCUCUCUCUCUUUUUUAAUUCCGGACAAAUCCAUAACAGAUCCACGACGCUGGCUAUUAAUUUAACUCAUUUUCGUUUUCCGUCGUGAUGGUACUUGGCGCGGCUACUGUACGCCAGGCAGGAGAGGAGCUGGUUGUGGAUGAAGGCGCACACCUCGAUUGAUUCCUCCUCUUUUUUCGCUUUAACGGUUUCAUUGUGAAACAGUUAAACUCGUCUUUUGGAUCGUCGCCUUCCUGGACUCAGGUGUAUCACAACUUCGUUUGUUGUUUUCCUUGUUGCCGCUGCAGCCGGCCAUCCUGCGCCGUAACAUGACGAUUAAGCAGUAAAAUAAUAGUGAGAAAAAGGCCUACACAUAGAAACUGGAUAUGGAGUCAGUAAAGACGAGAGCCGCAGCGGGGGUGAAGGAAUUUGCGGGGAAGACCCUGGGUCAUAUGCACAGGUUGAUGGAGAGGAAACAGAAAACCGGGGAGGUGAUCGAGCUGACGGAGGAUGGGCGGCCCCGGGAGGCCGCGGAGAAGAAACCCCCGCUGUGCGACUGCAACUGCUUCGGUCUGCCCCGCCGCUACAUCAUCGCCAUCAUGAGCGGCCUUGGCUUCUGUAUCUCUUUCGGUAUCCGGUGUAACCUGGGCGUGGCCAUAGUGGGCAUGGUCAACAACAGCACCAUCCACGUUGACGGCAAGAUCAUCAUCAAAGAGAAAGCCAAAUUCAACUGGGAUCCGGAGACGGUGGGUCUGAUUCACGGAUCCUUUUUCUGGGGCUACAUCGUUACACAAAUCCCGGGAGGAUACAUAUCCUCCAGGCUGGCAGCAAACAGGGUAUUUGGUGCAGCCAUUGUGCUUACCUCGAUUCUCAACAUGUUCAUUCCCUCGGCUGCCCGAGUCCACUAUGGGUGUGUCAUCUUUGUCAGGAUAUUACAAGGGCUGGUGGAGGGAGUGACCUACCCGGCCUGUCAUGGCAUCUGGAGUAAGUGGGCUCCUCCGCUGGAAAGGAGUCGUCUGGCCACCCUCUCAUUCUGUGGUUCCUAUGCUGGUGCCGUGGUAGCGAUGCCUCUGGCUGGGAUCCUGGUUCAGUAUUCAGGCUGGUCCUCGGUGUUCUAUGUCUAUGGAUGCUUCGGCAUGUUCUGGUAUGUGUUCUGGAUCCUUGUGUCUUAUGAGAGCCCUGCUGAACAUCCUACCAUCACUGAUGAGGAACGCUGCUACAUUGAGGAGAGCAUUGGAGAGAGCGUCAAGCUAUCGGGUCCAGCCGAGAAAUUCAAGACCCCCUGGAAGAAGUUCUUCACCUCUAUGCCCGUCUAUGCAAUCAUCGUCGCCAACUUCUGCAGGAGCUGGACGUUUUACCUGCUGCUGAUCAGCCAGCCUGCAUACUUUGAGGAAGUGUUUGGCUUUGAGAUAAGCAAGGUCGGCGCACUGUCUGCCCUUCCACAUUUGGUGAUGACCAUCAUCGUGCCUCUUGGCGGCAUGCUGGCCGACCACCUACGCAGCAAGAACAUCCUGACGACUACCACUGUCAGGAAAAUAAUGAACUGUGGAGGAUUUGGCAUGGAGGCAACAUUUCUGCUGGUGGUAGGAUACUCCCACAGCAAAGGGGUGGCCAUCUCCUUCUUGGUGCUGGCAGUGGGCUUCAGUGGAUUUGCCAUAUCAGGCUUUAAUGUCAAUCACCUGGACAUCGCUCCACGCUACGCCAGUAUCCUAAUGGGCAUCUCUAAUGGAGUAGGUACCCUGUCUGGGAUGGUGUGCCCAAUAAUUGUUGGUACUAUGACAAAGAACAAGACUCGAGAGGAGUGGCAGUCUGUGUUCUUGAUCGCCUCCAUGGUGCAUUAUGGGGGGGUGAUCUUUUAUGGGAUCUUUGCGUCCGGAGAAAAACAGCCGUGGGCCGACCCAGAACUGACCAGCGAGGAGAAGUGUGGCUUUAUAGACGAGGACGAGCUGGCAGAAGAGACGGGCGACAUCACUCAAAGUCACGGUGCCUUUGGAGGUCCGGCUAAGUCGUACGGUGCAACUACGCAGGUGAACGGAGGCUGGGCUUCAGGCUGGGAGAAGACGGAGGAGUACGUCCAGGAAGAAGCACAGCCAGGAGGCUAUGGAUACAGGCAGGAUGAGGGAUACUCCUAGACCAAACAUAUUCACUGACACAUGAGUAGACUUAUUUUCCUGAAUGUGCAUCAGUUUAGUCCUAAAAAAUAUCAACAAAUGAGAAACAUAAAAAACUACAAUCCAUUGUGGUAUUGUUUGCACAAAUAAAAAAAAUAAAUAAAUCAAAAUAAGUAUCAAUUUAAUGUAAAAAUUACUAAAAUGUGUGGAAAAAAAUAGGAUAUUGGAUUAAUAGAGGUGUAACACAUAUCAAAUUGGCGGUCUGUAAACGUAUUCUUAUGCAUAUUGAUAAUAGAUAUAUUCAUUUGAAGUGCAAUUGUGUGUAAAUGUGAACAUUUUUAUCCCAUCAGCCGAGGCUUCCUGUCUACACUAAAGCCUGUAGGGUUACAUAGAAGCUGCCCAUCAGAACCGACCCCUUAUUUAUCAAACUAACUGUUAUAAUACAACGUCUUACAAGCCAGCCAUUACAGUGUAUAGAUAUGUCACUGCACAGCGUCGUAAACAGAAACUAGACACUCUGUUGAUAUAGAUUGUACUGUAUCUCUCCUGAAUGCACUCAGAGUAGUGUGUCCUUUUUAUGCACAAUAUGAUGAUUUUUGUUUUUGUAUCACCGGCUUCUGUGUCUGUAAAUGUCCUUAACAUGUGAGUGACCUAGUGUUUGAGUUUGGUUACACUUGCAUAUAAGGUAAAGAAAAUGUCAGUCCAAUGUUUGUUACAUGUGAUCCAUUUUGUACCUCUGCAGUUGAGCUUUUGAUUUUUAGCAAUUUUUAACCCGUCACAUCUCAGCAGUGUAGUGCAGCAGUAAAGCCAUUUGCAUCAUUAUACUCACCAUUAAUGUCAUAAAAGUCUAGUUGUACCAAUGCAAUGAAAGAUUUUUCUUGAAUGAAAUAUAUAUGAGAGAAAUUAAUAGAUAGUAAAGAUGUAUAAGAGUUUAUAGAUUACAUUUAGACCAAGAGAUUUACGGUCAAACACACCCUUAUGAAGGGUUUGUGCAAUGCAAAGAUUUUGGGAAAGUACACAUUAGCCAAAAUCAGUAUGAUAGUCUUACUAAUAAUGUUACAUGAGAAGAGGAAAAAAGUUAUGUUUAAGUAAACGUGAAAGAUAUUUACAUGAUAAGAUGGAUAAGAGCGUAAUCUUAACAUUUAACUAAGUAUUUAUCUACUACAAAUAUAAUUAUAAGAGUCAAAGAAGUGAAACUGUUUUAACUUUAGCAGAAAUUUGAGUGUCCAUGUAGGAUCACAUUGUUUAAAGUGAAAAAAUGAGCUUCAGGGCCUUUAAAAUUAAAGAAAGAAGAGUUUAAAAUGUCAAAUGACAUAAUAGAGGAAUUAUUAAAGGGAACAAGUAUUUGAAUGUUUACAUAAAGCUACACUUUGCAUAAAGUUUACCAAAACAGGAGAUUUCUAUUCACCCUAAUAGAGAAGAUACAGCAGGAAGGGACACAUGAGUGCAAUUUGGACAAAUGGACAAACUGCCAUUUGUCUAUUUCCAUUACAGAAUGGUAGUGAGAUUAUUUUUAUGAUUUGAUGUAUAAUGCAAUGAACUUUAUGGGAGUCUGGUAAUGAAAAGUGUUUUAGGCUCCUGAAAAGGAAGAACAAGCAAACACACCUCAGCAUUUGCUUUGUCCUCAUUCUGCAUUAACACUGACAAGGUCUGAAGGGGGACAAUUUUGUUUAAUGUGUCACUUGUCUGAAGUCAGCACUUCACAAUAUAGAUGUGUGUGGAUGUGUAUUUAUGCAUGGAACAAAGUGAAAUGUGUAGUAUGUCCUUUUUUACUUUCUUUUUCUUUCAAACUUAUUUGUCUUUGUCUCAGAAACUGUUACUGAUGCUUCAAUUUCUUUGCACAAUUUAAGGUGAAAAGCAGAGCUGGAUUUUAGCUGGAAGUCAAAUAUUUAUUUUUACGGAGUACAGACCAUCAGCAGUGAGGUUCCAGCAUAUGGACCGCAAAGUGUGCAGGUGGCACCAAAACAUUACUCAGUGUACAAAGCAAUAAAUCCAUAGUAACAGUUCUGGUCAUUAUGUUACUGUUUUUUAAGCCUUUGAGUCGUGUUUUUUUGUGAUAACAAAUGUAGAAAAUAACACUUGUAAAAAAAACAAACAGAAAUAUAUGUAUGAAAAAUAUAGUUAUAGAG